AUGAUUAGUGUUAGCAAAAAGCUGGAUUUGGAUGAGUCUGGUAUUCCUGUUGCAGAGACCAGGUAUCGGGGAAUGAUUCGCUCACUUAUGUAUCUCACAGCAACUUGCCUAGAUAUCGUGUACAGUGUUGGUUUAUGUGCCAGGUUUCAGUCAAAUCCUAAGGAAUCACACUUGAAAGAUGUUAAAUGGAUUCUUAGGUACCUCAAGGGAACUCAGAACCUGGUUCUCCCUUGUGGAGAUUCAUUAAACCUGGUAGGGUAUGAAGAUGCAGACUAUGCUGGAAACUUAGUCGAUCAUAAAAGCACUUCUGGGAUGGCUCACUUCUUGGGUUCGUGCCUAAUAUCAUGGGCCACAAGAAAACAAAAUUUCAUCGCCUUAUCCACAGCCGAGGCUGAAUACGUUGCAGCUGCCUCUUGUUGUGCACAAUUAUUAUGGAUUAAACAAUAA
Capsicum annuum is the source of this 447-nucleotide messenger RNA. RefSeq names its product secreted RxLR effector protein 161-like. The coding region runs from base 1 to 447 and encodes 148 amino acids. The record is from RefSeq and is a predicted model, not a curated record. Lineage: Eukaryota; Viridiplantae; Streptophyta; Magnoliopsida; Solanales; Solanaceae. The transcript has a single exon.